This is a messenger RNA of Fusarium venenatum, 471 nucleotides long. RefSeq lists its product as uncharacterized. The record is from RefSeq and is a predicted model, not a curated record. NCBI's taxonomy places the organism in Eukaryota, Fungi, Ascomycota, Sordariomycetes, Hypocreales, Nectriaceae.
AUGUCGACUACAAACAGCAAAACCUUCAAAUUUUACACCUUCUUCUUCAAAUGGAUUGAUCCCAUCAUCGCUCUCGGAGGAGCAUAUCUGAACUUCAUUGAUCCAAUUGGCGCAGUGACAUCAAUGGCUCCCAACUCAAAAUACGACCCGGAUCAAGUUUUUCUCUUCCAUCAGAGCGGUGGUCUUGCGUUGGCCGUUGCUUUUCUGUCUGCUGCUAUUCCCCGAUAUUCGAAAGAUAUCAUGUUGUGGAGGAUCUUGCAGUUUUCAUUGCUGCUAUCCGACCUGGCAGGCAUGAGUGGAGUGGGCUUUGCUAUGGCGCGCCAAGGGAGGCUUACAGGAAUCUGGACUUCAGAUGAUUGGGGUUGUGGUGGAUCCUAUGUCUUCUUGACCUUGCUGAGACUGCACUUUUUGGUAUUCAGUUAUAAAAUUGCUGGCAUGAGCGACAACCAGACGGUUAAAAAGCAGAGUUAG